CCCGAUUACCUGCCCCAAACUCCCUUUAAAUGCUUGCCAAACCCUCAAAAAAAUACGAGUGAUUUCGGAAGGAAUCUUAAUUUAUCAAAGCCCCACCACCUCUCAAUUACUUAUUCAUUAACUGCAUCUCAAUUCUCAUUUCUAUCAGUUUCUCCCACUACUACUACUACUACUACAACAUCAUCAACAACUCUGCACCAAGUCCCUACCGUUCUUUCACUGUUGAACUUUACUAGUACUACUACAAAGUCUAGUGCUACGAUCAGCUAAAGGUAAUCGUAUGCUGCUGGCUUCGUUUUAUGGCUUCCGACGAGAGAGAAACUCGUUUGCUUCCAUCUGAAUUAUUCCACCAAGAAGACCAUGAUGUUUCCUCCGAAGAUUACAGCAACAGCAGCAGCAAUAAUAAUAGUGGUGGUAUCCUGGUUUCACCAAAAGGGUUGCGUAGUUUGGAAUCAAAUUUCAGUUUUAGUGGAUCAGCGUGCUCGUCUUGGUCGGAAUUUAGCUCCCCGAUUAGUUCGGAGUUGGGGUCGACGUCCGAGAGUAAUGAAAGUGAAGAAGAUGAUCAGGAAUUGUUCAUUUCUGAGUUGACUCGUCAGAUGGCAGAGUACAUGCUCCAGGAUGAUGAUGACGACGACGACGACAAUCAUAAUAAUAAUAAUAAUAACAAUCAAGAUCAUGAAAGUUCAGUUUUCAAUUACGUCCCCGAAAACCCUGAGAUACCGAAGGCAAUUGAUCAUACAAGUACAGCUGCUGACUGGUCCAAGUUGAAGUCCGGCUCUGUUUGUUACUACAACAGUCAGGGAUUCGUGAACAAAUCUGAGAAUCCCACUUCAGACCCUGCAAGUGCUAAGAACCUGAAUACAGGGAUUCACCCAGACGACGAUUCAACUGAUGAACAGUUCCCACCAGUCCAACACAAGGCAAGGCACAAGGAACAACAGAGCAUGCAGAACAAAGGCAAGGCAAAGAGAUACGGCCAUACCAAAAAGCCUAGUGUUCCUCUAUUCCCUGCGCCACCAGCAGCUGGAUCGGGUAUGAGGGCAAUUUUUCUUGGAGGAUCCGAACGAAACGGGUCUUCUGGCACAGGUGUAUUCUUGCCGAGUGCAACUUACAGCACACCCGAACCCAAAAGAAAAUCCGGUUGCUCGACGGUUCUAAUACCGGCGAGGGUGCUACAGGCGCUGCAACAGCACUUUAACACGGUGGGUGCGCUGUCACCCUCAAAUGCUGCCUCCUCUGCUACUGCUAAUCUCCCUUGGCAAAAUGAGGUAUUGGCAAGAAUAAAUGGUUUGCUAUCACAGCGAAAGGAACAUGCAGAAUUCCAGACUCGGCCGGCAGCGGCAGAGGCAGAGGCAGAGGCCGAAACCAACCACCUACAGGAGGAUGUGCAGUUACCUCAAGAGUGGACGUAUUAAAUGAUGAUCGUCCCACACCUGCGUCUUGGGCGGGCUGGAAGGUGUCAAGAGAUUGUUGAUGAAGACAAAAUAAGUUAUUGCAAAUAAAAUAAAAGAAAGGGUUUGGACUUUCUUGGUUUAAAUAAAUGAUAUACCAAGAAUCUGCAGGACGCCUUAAUAAUACGAGUAGCAGUAGUAGUAGUAUUAGCUAUUGAGCUGAAAACUGUGUCGCUUUCAGCACUUGCCCUCUGCUAAAAGGUGGUGGAUGCCGGGCGGGAUUGUCAAAAUUGGUUGACGGAAUAAUAAGGAAUCAAUAAUAUAUUUGUUUGUAUUAUAGAAACGAAUAAUUGAGAUGGGAGUGCGUUUGUAGGUUUGCUGGCUAAGCGCAGUAAUGUGAUUGGAUAGGAGGGUGACUCUUUGUUGAAUUCCUGUGUAAAAAAGAACUAGCUGUCCUUAUGCUAUAGGAAGAUGGUCCCGUGAAUAUUCAGAAAGAGAAACUACUAUGGUUGGUUCACUACGUUAUUAUUAUGUUGAUCCCUUGCAUCAA
Molecule: messenger RNA, 1941 nt
Organism: Coffea arabica (coffee)
Lineage: Eukaryota; Viridiplantae; Streptophyta; Magnoliopsida; Gentianales; Rubiaceae
Source: RefSeq, a predicted model, not a curated record